AUGUUGUGCUACCUAUCUCGCGUAUGUCAUCCUAACCAUCUCCAUCAGCAAUAUGACUUUAGUUUAAGCACAGGCGACUCAUCUACCGGUCUAAGGGCUUGCAUCUACGAUGUUCGCGUCGAUGAGCUUGGCAUCGUGUACAUCGAGCCACCUACACCAGAGUCAACAUGGUCCUGCAAGGCUAUCCAACCAGUGCCGAGUGAAUUCGCUGCGAUCCCGCCACCACCGCCCGAGUCUACGACGCUUGCUCAGUUGGGGCAUAUUCAUCUGUUCGACCCCGACGCUGUUAAGCCACCGGAUCCUGAGCCACAGACCCUUAUUGCAUGGGCUACAUUGAUCCUGAACACUGCCUCUCCGUUGCACAAAAUCGCAUACACACGCUAUGCAAAGAAUGCGUUCGAUCGAGGUAUAUCGAUCGGUGGCGGGCAUUGGGAUGGAGCAACGUGGCAUGUACCUGCAAACGAGCAGCCGCCGGAACGUCCGCCGCGCUUGCGAGAUGAACAGCGGGUCGAACCUGGGCAGCAGAGCAAGCGCGGACGUGGCGGCUCCGAGCGCAGUCGCAUUGCACUUUUGCAUGCGCUUGCCAACAUUGAGCAAUGGGCCAUCGACUUGGCUUGGGAUAUUAUUGCUCGUGGACCGCGUCUCAGUGCUCGGUAUAUGCAGACAGAGACGAACCAGACGCCGGAGAUGCCACUGCCACGCGCUUUUUUCGCUGACUUUAGCCAAGUGGCUUUGGAUGAGGCGAAACAUUUCACUUUGCUGCAGCAGAGGCUGAUUGAGAUGGGCUCCUUCUUUGGAGCCCUGCCGGUGCAUCACGGACUGUGGGACUCGGCAAUCGAAACCGCUGAAGAUCUAUGUGCUCGACUGUCGAUAAUUCAUCUAGUGCAUGAGGCGCGAGGUCUUGACGUGAACCCACUGACAAUCCAAAAGUUCCGGGCGGCUGGCGAUGCUCUUUCUGUCGAGUCACUCACGACGAUCCAUCUUGACGAAAUUACCCAUGUAUCUGCAGGCCACCGGUGGCUCACAUAUUUAUGCCAUGUGCAUCCUGAGCACCCAUCACCCGUGGACGUAUUCCGCUCCUCAGUUCGCAAGCAUUUCGUUGGUCAGCUGAAGGGUCCCUUCAAUGUUGACGACCGCCAGCAGGCUGGCCUCACGCCUCAAUGGUACGAGGGGCUUUGUGGUGAAAAACAUGCUGAGCGCCAUGUCGAGUCAUAA
This is a messenger RNA of Malassezia globosa CBS 7966, 1215 nucleotides long. RefSeq lists its product as uncharacterized. The transcript has a single exon. The record is from RefSeq and is a predicted model, not a curated record. NCBI's taxonomy places the organism in Eukaryota, Fungi, Basidiomycota, Malasseziomycetes, Malasseziales, Malasseziaceae. Bases 1 to 1215 code for a protein of 404 amino acids.